Messenger RNA from Brachypodium distachyon (stiff brome), 1089 nucleotides. RefSeq names its product Golgi SNAP receptor complex member 1-1. Gene Ontology annotation, biological process: vesicle fusion; endoplasmic reticulum to Golgi vesicle-mediated transport. Lineage: Eukaryota; Viridiplantae; Streptophyta; Magnoliopsida; Poales; Poaceae. The record is from RefSeq and is a predicted model, not a curated record. The transcript is spliced from 5 exons. The coding region runs from base 227 to 883 and encodes 218 amino acids. Gene Ontology annotation, molecular function: SNAP receptor activity. Gene Ontology annotation, cellular component: Golgi membrane; cis-Golgi network; SNARE complex.
CGCGCUCACCCGAUCAGUUGACCACCACCACGGUGGCUAGCCAAGGCAACCCGACUCCCGACCUGAUGCCUCUCCUUCCCCAACACAUCGGCAACCCCCCACCCGUCCUGCCCUCCCACUGAUUCGCUCGCCACGCGCGCGCGAGAUCCAGCCGCGCCCCCGCCGAGAUCUCCCCCCCGCGCGCCCAACAAAUCACUAGGACGGCGCUGUCGAGGAGUUCGGAGCCAUGGAGGCGUCGUCCUGGGACGCCCUUCGCAAGCAGGCAAGAAGGUUGGAAGCUCAGUUAGAUGACCAAAUGAUUGCAUACCGUAAAUUGGUUUCUAUGAAAUCAGAUGGUUCAGAGAAUGACAUUGAGUCUGAUAUAGAAAGAUCAUUGAAGCAACUUCAGCAAGUAAAUUCUCAAAUGCAAACAUGGGUAUCAUCAGGAGGCUCUGAAGUUCUUUCUCAUACAUUGACUCGCCAUAUGGAGAUUUUGCAAGACCUUACUCAGGAAUUCUAUCGGCUUCGCUCAAGCCUCAGAGUGAAGCAGCAACAUGCUUCCCUCCUUGAUUUGAGAGACUUUGACAGAGCAAAGUUUGAUGUUGAAGAGGCUGGAGACUCAGCUGAUCAAGCUCUUCUCAGGGAACAAGCUGCAAUUAGCAGGAAUUCCGGACAGGUGGAUAAUGUGAUAUCACAAGCUCAAGCAACACUAGGGGCUCUCAUGUCUCAACGGUCAACGUUUGGUGGCAUUACUACGAAGAUAAGCAAUGUUAGCAGCCGGCUCCCUACGGUCAAUCACAUCCUGGCGUCAAUCAGAAGAAAGAAAUCGAUGGACACCAUUAUUCUUUCGCUCGUCGCGUCUGUAUGCGCCUUUCUAAUUUUCAUCUACUGGUUGUCGAAGUAGGCCCCAUCCGCGCAGAGCAAAGGCAUUAUAGUGUUGUAAGUUUGGAUCACACUACCGGUACAGAUAAUCAUCAUGAUUGGUGUUUGUACAAUAUUGAUUCAAUGCUAUCACGUUUGAAAUCGUGUGCUCGAGCCACACUGUGUGUCCCCACGGCAGCUGCGCCAACUUCAAGUAUCGUCCGAACUCAUGUACUCUUUGUACAUAAA